AUGGGGGACAACAUAGUGGAGGUGUUGUCAAAAUACGACCACACGGAAAAACAUUACAUCGGAAUGUAUUCGGACAAUAUAAAAUCAAAUAUUCACUUGUCCUUUGAAAUGGCAUUCGGAGGAGGAGGAUAUGCUAUAAGCUAUCCUCUGGUGGAGGCUUUGGUAAGUCUUUGUUUGGCUGAUUUGGGCGUUGAUCUUACCCUCCAGAAAGGAUUUCAUCAGUUUAACAUGCGACAGAUGGAUCUGCGCGGUGACGUAUCGGGCUUUCUCUCAUCUCAUCCAAAUGCUCCUCUUCUCAGCCUCCACCACUUCGGGACUGUCGCACCACUUUUCCCGGGUAUGGACAGUCCUGACUCAGUACUUCAUUUCAUGAAAGCGGCCAACGUGGACCAAUCACGGAUGCUACAACAGUCGAUUUGCCACGUCAGAGUCAGUAGCUGGACCUUCUCGGUCUCGUGGGGAUACUCUGCUCAUAUCUAUGAGAAGAUGUUCCCACGCAGCCACUUGAAGCGUCCCAUCGAGACAUUCCGUCCUUGGCAACGAGGACGGCCGACUUACAUGUUCGACACGAGACCGCUUUCUCGAGAUCCAUGUGAAGCCCCUCACUGGUUCUUCUUCGAUUCGACUGAACAAGAGAACGAAAUAGUUGUUACUUCUUACACAAGGAAGUUCCCAAGAAACAUGACUUCUUGUUCCUUCUCCGGGAAUAUUUCUGCGGAUUUUAUUGCUUCGAUCCGAGUCUUUUCUCCCAUAACACCCAAACAGGGAAGAAAAGUGGAAUGUUGCGACGUGGAACAUGAUGGUGCAGAUGUUUCCAUAGCGAUAUCCGGUGCUCUACUUUUUUUGUUACACACAUUUGCGUUUAACCAUCCUCAUAAAAUGAUAACUCAUAAACUCUUUGCGCCUCUCGACCUUACCUUCUCCUCCUCAGAAACACACGCACCAUCACAUUCAUUGCAAAUAUCCAGAGAGCCUCCUACAAAUAUCAGCCAUCUAUUCUUUGUCAUCGUUGGUAGUACAAGGACUUGGAGAUAUAGGAGAGGCUACAUAGAGCCUUGGUGGAGACCAAACAUCACAAGAGGACAUGUCUUCCUAGAAAGACCACCUGGUCGUGAUCUCUUGCCCUGGCCUCUCCAGUCUCCUCCUUUCUCUGUUAACAAAAACUCUUUCGCCACAAACAUAAAAUUCAAGACUCAGAUCCGCCUUUUUCAAUCGCUCCAUGAGUCGUUUAACAAGGCGCCCAAGGAGACAAGAUGGUUUGUAAUAGCGGAUGAUGACACCCUUUUCUUCUUGGACAAUCUAGUCCAAGUUCUCGACCGGUACGACCACAAGAAACACUAUUAUAUCGGGAUGAACUCUGAAAACGUCUGGUCGAAUGCUAUUUUCGCUUUCGACAUGGGAUAUGGAGGAGGAGGAUAUGCACUGAGCUAUCCAACUGUGGAAACACUAUUAAACAAAAUGGAAGAUUGUAUUGGGAGAUACCUUGGAGUUUAUAGCGAUCUUCUCUCAUUUCGUUGCUUGGCCGACUUGGGAAUUGAUCUUACUUUGGAGAAAGGCAUGCACCAGAUUGAUCUGCACGGUGACAUAUCAGGUCUCUUAUCAGCUCAUCCUCAAACUCCUCUUAUCAGCCUCCACCAUUUCGAUGUCAUAAACCCGAUUUUCCCAGCCAUGAACCGCCAAGACUCCGUAAACCAUCUCAUGAAAACCGCGAGAACCGACCAAUCCCGUGUCCUGCAACAAACGAUAUGUUACCAACGAGGUAACAAUUGGUCGGUCUCUGUCUCUUGGGGCUACUCAGUCCACAUUUACCAGUCUAUAUUCCCAAGAAACUACUUGAAACGCCCUCUCGAAACGUUCCGGCCAUGGAAGAAUGUUAGAAUCCCGUCGUAUACUUUUAACACGAGACGGGUGACUCAUGAUCCGUGCGAGAUGCCUAGUCAGCUUUUCUUUGAUUCGGUUGUGGUGGACAAGAACCAAAGCUCGGUAACGACUACGUACACGGUGAAAACGGCGAGUAGUCUGCCUCCUUGUUUGACAAAUGGCAACCAUUCCGCUCGUAACAUUUCACAAGUCCGAGUCAUUGCUGCUACUAUACACAAGAUGGGUGAAGGAAUCGAAUGCUGCGAUGUGCAAAAUGUUAACAGUACGGAGAUUUUGGAAGUGAAGAUAAGAGCUUGUCAUAAAGAUGAAAUUCUUGCUUAG
Thlaspi arvense is the source of this 2202-nucleotide messenger RNA. The record is from the annotation of a GenBank genome assembly. NCBI's taxonomy places the organism in Eukaryota, Viridiplantae, Streptophyta, Magnoliopsida, Brassicales, Brassicaceae.